Molecule: messenger RNA, 5619 nt
Organism: Orbicella faveolata
Lineage: Eukaryota; Metazoa; Cnidaria; Anthozoa; Scleractinia; Merulinidae
Product: histone-lysine N-methyltransferase NSD2-like
Cellular component (GO): nucleus
Molecular function (GO): protein binding; histone methyltransferase activity
Source: RefSeq, a predicted model, not a curated record
CGGCAACGCUUCGAAGUUAGUCGCUGCACGCCGCGAGUGAUUUACUGCUUUUAACUUAAUUUUGCCGCGUGGAUUUCGACUCUGUCAUCUUCUUGGAUGGCAGCAGUAGAAACCAGAGGUGAUAGUGGCGCCUCUGAACCUUCAGAGAGCCCCAGUUCGAAAGAUUGCAAAGCUUCGUCGAGUCCAACUCAAAGUGCUUCGUGGCUAGUCGGUGAUGUAGUUUGGUCAAAAAUCCCGGGCCAUCCAUGGUGGCCUUCCAUGGUUUCAUACGACCCCAACACGGCUGUUUCCUUCAAGUACAAAGGAAGGGCAAGAUAUUAUCACGUGCAGUUUUUCGGCCAGGAUCCCUUUAGGGGCUGGGUGUCCGAGAGAUCGAUUCUGAAAUUUGAAGGUCGACAACAUUUUGAGAAUUCUCUCCAUGGAAAGCAACUCAAGAUUGCUCAAAAGCAUGUUGCACCUUGGGAAACUGCAGUGAAAGUAGCAGAAAAAGCAAAGCCUAUGAACCGGCAUGAACGCCAGUUGUGCUACACCUUUAAGUACUAUGACAAAAAUGAAGGGAAACGUCUUCCCCCCUUGAAAAUGAAAAAGUUAAAUGGCUUCACUUCGUUACCAGAGCAAGUGAACGGCAUGGUUGAUGAACAUGCAAAUGAAAUGUCCGAUCUCGGUAAAAGAGAAACUCCGAUUCCGGAACUCAAGGACUUGAAUGGAGACGCACAUUGUCCUAAUGGAUUUAAGGACAACCCAAAGAAAGUUGCUAAGGAGAAGGUGCAGCGUAAAAGAAAACUGACUGCUGUAGUGGUAGCUUCAAAAUCUGUUUCAAAUGAUGUUGAAACUCUGAAAAGUGUUGAGCCCCCAAAGAAAAGGAAGAAAAGGACUUCCAAGCAAAAUAAUGAAUUGGAUUCUUCCAUUUGCUCGGAUGUUGCCACUGACAAAAUAGACAUAUCAAUCAGGCUUAAGUUGCAUGAAAAGUGUAAUGGCUUGUACAAUGGAAGUGUUAGUCCUCCUAGAAUAAAUGGAGAGGUUUCCUCUUUUGGAGCAAGCAUGGAGGUAUCACCAAACACUGCUCUAAAACUGAAAAUCAGAAAGAUAACACCUAAACAGAACCAACCAGAAGGAAAGCGUAAGAGAGGGCGGCCUCGAAAUCCACAAUUUGUCAUUGUUAGUGAAGAUCAAAAGGAAAUGUCAAGUCAUUCCCCUCUGCCAGUUAAUGAAAAAAGUGGGAAAAAUCCAGGCAGUGGAAAGGAAUUGCCCACGCUAUCAGAGGAAACUGGUAAGGACAAGACUCAAAACAAAAAGAAACGAGUCCGAAAACCCACCAGAAAGGCUCUGAGUGCUAAAGAAGUGGCAGUGUUGCCUACUAACGAAGUACCAGUGUUAGAGGAAAAAGAAAAAAAGGUUGAAGCUAAAAGUAAAAAGGUUGAAGAAAAAAAGAAAGAAAUGCCUGAGCCAAAUACUUCACUUGAAAGAGAAGAUAGUCUGGCAGGUAGUGUGGAAUCGUCAAGCGCAGGGGAUGAGACAGGAAGCGUAAAGAAUGGUGCAACCGCUAAAAGGGAUAAAGAAGCUGUUUGUAUUGUCUGCGAACAACAGGAAAGUCUAAUAUUUUGCGAGGGCAUCUGUGGCAAUGCGUUUCAUUUGGAUUGUAUAGGGCUGUCAGUUGUACCGAAGGGAAAGUUUGUCUGUGAUGAGUGUGUGACUGGAAAUCACUGCUGCUUCGUGUGUAGACAGACAGGAAAUGUCAAACAGUGUUCACAGCCACUGUGUACAAAACACUACCAUGAGGAAUGUUUGAGACCAUUUAAAACUGCAAAGUUUGAUGGUGAUCGCUUUUUUUGCCCACUCCACUUUUGCAGCACUUGUGUUACAAACAAGUCUUCGGUGUCGAGGGGACGAAUGAUUCGUUGUGUACGCUGCCCAAUGGCAUACCAUCUUUCUGGCUGUCUUGUUGCAGGUUGUAUUCCAAUUAGUUCUCAUUUUAUGGUGUGUGCAAAGCACUUCUUACGUGAGAAAAAUAAGGCACACCACACCCAUGUCAACGUGAAUUGGUGUUUUGUUUGCUCCAUUGGAGGCACGCUGAUUUGUUGUGAGAGUUGUCCUGCUGCAUUCCAUCCCGAGUGCAUUAGCUAUGAGGGAAUUCCUGAAGGGCAUUUCUUUUGCAAAGAUUGUACAGAAAACAAACAGCUUCUUUAUGGAGAUAUUGUUUGGGUCAAGCUUGGAAUGUACAGGUGGUGGCCAGCACAGAUUUGCAACCCAAGGGAUGUUCCUACAAACAUUCAGAACAUGCGACAUCAGCCGGGAGAGUUUCCAGUUAUGUUUCUGGGCUCUCGUGACUAUUACUGGAUUCACAGAGGUCGAGUUUUCAGCUAUCAAGAAGGCGACAAAGGCUCAACAGAUUCCGGUAACAACAAACAUCUGGCCAAGAUUUUCAAACAAGCUCUUGUUGAGGCUAAACAGAAAUAUGCAGAAUGGAGGGUGGCACAAGAGAACAAAGCCGAACAAGAUCUUCAGAAGAUGUCCAAGAAACCAGCUCCCUAUAAACACAUAAAGGUAAACAAAUGCACCACAGCUGUCCGAAUGCUGAUUGAUCCUUCUGAGCUCCCUGUAUGCGACUGCUCACCAGAUAGUGAAAACCCAUGUGGUCCUGAGGCCAACUGCCUGAAUCGCAUGCUGCAGUUUGAGUGUAAUCCAACACGGUGCCUGUCAAAGGAGAAUUGUCAGAACCAACGAUUCCAAAAGAGGCAAUAUGUUGAUUGUGAACCAUUUAGAACAUUACAUCGUGGAUGGGGGCUGCGAUGCAAGGAAGAUGUCAAAAAGGGCCAGUUUGUCAUCGAGUAUGUUGGGGAGCUCAUUGAUGAGGCCACUUGUCAAGAACGUGUGCGAAAAGGCGAAGACAUCACAAACUACUACAUGCUGACGAUAGACAAGGACUGCAUUAUCGAUGCUGGCCCCAUGGGGAAUCUGUCGCGGUUUAUGAAUCAUAGCUGUGAUCCAAACUGCGAGACACAGAAAUGGACGGUCAAUGGAGAUGUUCGGGUGGGACUUUUUGCCUCGCGGGAAAUCAAGGCAGGUGAAGAACUGACGUUUGAUUACCAACUGGAUUGCUUAGGGAAUGAAAAGAAGAAAUGCCACUGUGGUGCUAAGAACUGCAGCAGUUUUCUUGGAGUGAGACCCAAGAACCAGAUCCAAGAUGAAAAACCGAAAAAGGCAGGAGACAAGAGAAAAAAGAAGAAAAUCAAAAAGCCUGUUGUCAAAGAAGUUCACGAAGAUGAAUGCUACAUCUGCGGUGAUGGUGGUGAACUUCUCCUGUGCGACAAGGUAGGCUGUUCAAAGUGCUACCACAGGGACUGCCUCGGAGGUAAUGUCACCACUCGUGGCAAGUGGAUCUGUCCAUGGCACUUCUGCGACGACUGCGGCAAGACAGCAAACAUCUUGUGCUCUGAAUGUCCAAAUUCCUACUGUAAAACUCACGCGUUUGGUCAAAUCACAGAGCUAGGAAAUGGAAUUCCUGUCUGCUGUGACCACAUUCUGACACGGAAGAAGACAACACAAAAUCAAGCAGAGGAUGACAAUGACGGUGAUGACUCGGUGGCCAGUGCUGGUAUUGAAUAGAUUCAGCUCGAAGUCUGGGGCAGAUUUUACACUAUGUUUUUAGUACUGUUAGCAGAUUUUACUUUGUAGAGUUAGUGUUACACCUUUCACAUAAGAAUAACCUUAUUUGUAUUCUGUACAUGUAUGUAGUUGUAAAUUAGGGACGUUGGAAGCUUGCAAAAUAGAUUUUCCUCAGACGAACUGACUGUAUUUUAAGUUAUUUUGUAAUUCGAUCAAGAUGCAUUUCCCAAGUGCAUUUCCUUUGGAUCCUGCACGUUGAAAAUGAAUCAUAAAACAAAUUGCCAAAAUGAAGGGAGCAUGGCUUGUUCUUGAACACUGGCUGAAUAUUAUUACCUUCAUUAUUUUUCAACAUUUGACAGAUAUUUCCUUAGACAUGACAUUUUACAGUAGGGAUCUAAUAUGUUACUCUUGCCUGUUUAACCUGUUUUGACAUAAAUAAUCUAUGAUUUCAUUCAUUACAUUCAGGGCAAACAUUAAUAAAUAAAUUAAAUUGGACAAACCUGCAGCUGGCAAAAAUAGACUCUUCUUGUGCUCUUGUGCAAUUUUUCAAGUUUAAUAGUCAACAACAGUUUUGAACCUGUUCUGUUAGACAACUUUCCAACUUGGUUAAGUGUUGUCGUGAAUCAAAUAGAAGAAGGAGAUACCUUUAAGAGUAAUGUUGGGCAAUCGACCCAGCUAAGGUGCUUUGACUGUCUGUCCAUCCCACAAUCAAUCAUACUAAUUUCCUGUACAUUUCUUCUGAUGUUCUCUCUUGUUUGGUGGAAGACAUUAUCCCAUACUUAAUGAUUUUCUGUACUCUAAAUAUGAGAAUUAGGGAGAUGAAUGCUUGGUUUUAACGCAGUGAAGUUUACUACUAUAGUUUUACAUUUUACUCAACCAUAACACAAACUGAUUAGCCAGGUUGUGAAUUGCUUUGAAUGCUUUGCCUGUGAUUGAUGACAGUUAAUAUUUGAAGUGACAAACCUAGAGGGCUUACAUAGAUAAUAGCGCUACCAUUUCUUUUAUAUGUCUUCUGAAGUGCUUAUAUUUAUUUGGAGGUUUAAUUUCAUUUCUAACUUAGCGAUCUAGAAUAUUGUGGAAAGCAUGGAAGUAACAUAGGCCAUGCAUUCAUUACUUGCCUUCAAUGUUUAAACCCCUUGCUUUCUAAGAGUCAAACUUGGCAUCCGGUUGUAGUUCUCUUUAACUGUAUGAGUGGCUGGCUUGGUAUGGGUAGUAAUGCCUCUAUGUGACCAAUGACAUGUGAGCUAUUUAGCAAUAUGUUCAAGUAACGCUUUUAGUUUCCUUUACAAAGUGUUUCUAACUUUGAAGUCUGUGGAUGAAACCCUAGUGUGUGACCAUUCAAAUGGUAGCUAUUGAGCAGUACUUUCAUGUGGUACUGUUUAUUAUGUUCCAAGGUUGCUCUAACACCAAACUUGUAAGUUUGUGGAUAAAACCCUAGUGUGUAACCAUUGGAUAAGGUGCUAGUGAGCAUUACUUUCUUUUGGUCGUGUUUGUUUUUCGGAAAUUUCAAAUCUUCUCAAUUUUUACCUCGAAGGGGUUACAAACAUCUUAGGGGGGGGGGGUAGAGGAGUUAUUACAGUAGAUAGUUAUUACAUUUCCUUGUGACAAUCAUUUGCGGCGUUUAGCUUCAUCACAACGUUACAAAUCCAUUUGUAUCCAGGUUGACAUUUUCUUUGCUCAAGUCUGUUAUUAUCCCAAAAACAGACUCUAAUUCAUGACAGGUAGAUUGUAGCGUGACACCCGUUCCGGAGUCACGCAAGGAUGUGCACCAUAGGCGUGACUCCGUGUUCCGGUGGUAAGUUGUUACAAUUUGUAGACUAAUCUUUUUUGUAUUUUUUUUAAACUAAAAUUCAAUUUUGCUGGGAUUGUAAGGAAUGGCUUCUAAUGUUGGAAAGAAAGUCUUUACUUGAGAGUUUUAUUCUUUGUUUGCAAUGUUGUUAAUUGAUUGCAGUGUUUUUAAAAUCAUGAUACCUGGUCUCUGUAUUGACCUUGAAAUAAAUGACUGUCGUAGCA